Myzus persicae (green peach aphid) is the source of this 2023-nucleotide messenger RNA. Its product is annotated as putative malate dehydrogenase 1B. Lineage: Eukaryota; Metazoa; Arthropoda; Insecta; Hemiptera; Aphididae. The transcript is spliced from 8 exons. Gene Ontology annotation, molecular function: L-malate dehydrogenase (NAD+) activity. The coding region runs from base 442 to 1944 and encodes 500 amino acids. Gene Ontology annotation, biological process: tricarboxylic acid cycle; malate metabolic process; oxaloacetate metabolic process. The record is from RefSeq and is a predicted model, not a curated record.
GCAUGCAAUAAGCUGCAUUGGUAAUGAAAUCGAUUGUGCUCAAAAUACUAAAAAUAUAUUUCAAUCGUACAAUUCCAUUUUAUUAAAGUAGCAUACAUACAUUUUAGCAUUUAAUUCAUUAUUUAUUACAAUUUGUAUGUACAGAUAAAUGAUUAGUUAUUCAUAAAUAAUUGUAAACUAUGUACGACUUACCUUUAGAUAACAAGCGUUGUGCAUUUAAUGUUAUAUACCUACCAAGGUGGAUAUAUAUAUGUAUCCACCUUGAUACCUACUUCAGUGUAUACUAUAUUAUAACCUAAGAAUGUUUCCGGUCUAUGACAAAAAUCGUAUCUAUGGAACAUAAACAAUCAUUCAAUAAUAACAAACAUGUCGAUCUAAAAAAAAAAACAUCUUCGACGCGACAACCCUAGUUUUGUUAUACAGCGCUUAUAUCCAUUCAAUAUGAUUACUUACUUCAUUGCUGGCGUGCCCAAAUGCCAGGACUUCGGUCACGCCAAACUCAUCGCCGAGAAAUUAAGACACAAUCUUCCCAAUUUCUCGUUUAAAAUCAUAGUAAAAACUGAAGCAGAAUAUCGAGAUUGGAUGAACAAAUUUUGCAACAAACAAAAAUGGAAGAUCGAUACAAAUCCAUUAAUCUGGAAACAAAUACUUAACUCGAACGGUUCUUGCCAAUUGAUCGGUGGCAUAAACGAAUUUUUUGAACAUCUCAUAGAAUAUUACAACGUCGACACGCGUUUGGACAAAAAAAUUAAAAAACUAAUAGCGCUGGACAACGAAGAGAGAAUGCGGUUUAUGUUAACAAAGCAAGAUCCCGUGUCCCGAGCCCCGGCGAAAAAGGUGUGCAUAAGCGGCGCUACUUAUCCGUCUACCUGUUACCUGGUUUCUGAGCUGUUGCAGUUGAAACGACUCCAAGCUGAAGGCAGUGGUCGUGUAAAGGUGUGCCUACAUCAUAGUGACUCGAACAAAUACGGAGAUCUGUUAAGAAUUAAACAUGAAAUUUGCGACGCCGAAUUUAAUGUUCUCGGUUGCAGCGCGGUAACGGUGGUUCAUAGCGAAGAAGAAGGAUUGCUGAACUGCGAUUUGUUAAUCGUGAUCGGCAGCAUCAGAAGGGAAGAAAAUGAAGACGAAAAUCAGUGGAUGGACAGAAAUCACGCCAAAAUGAAGAGAUUGGCUCUAAUUCUCAACCUCUACUGUCCCGAGCACUGCAAGGUGCUGCUGAUGGGCAUGGACCUAUUGUGUUUCAACCUGAGCGUUUUGGCUGAGAACGCCGACAAAGUUUAUUUGUACAACAUUGUAGGUGUUACCGGUCAUCAUGGAAUGGUGAAGUUACCAACCAUCUCUAGGGUGACGGGAAUCCCGAUCUCGAACCUGCACUGCCCGCCGGUUUGGGGCUUCGACGGCUCUGCGGAAUACGUGGACUUCAAACACGUGCUCUAUCACAGUGGUAGAUCGGACUCAGACCACCACUGUUGCAAAGAUCCGGCCACGGCGGUGCAAGAUUAUUCGAAAGUUCGAAAUAAGCACAAAUACUUGCAGAGCGUACUACAGCAAUCGGAAAGUCUGAUGGGCAAUGACGGCGAGCACGUUGCAGUGAGCACUAACAUUGAAUCAAAUGCCAACAACGUAGAGCGUCAUCUGUGUAGUUUGCCCGAAAUACGUGUGGCCGUGCGAAUGAUAUCAGAAUGGUUCAAAAACGAUGGUCGUAUAACCCUCAGCGCUGCUGUUUUUUCAGACGGAACAUUUGGCCUACCAUUUGGAAUGUUUUUAUCUCAACCAGUUUGCAUGAAAAACGGUGAAUGGAAACCAAGUUUUGACUUCCCACCUCCAGAUGAAACGGUCAUAAGUGACAUGCUAUCCAAAGUAUCAGAUAUUACAUUCGAAUAUAAUCUUGGAAAUAGGUUUAAUAUGAACCCCAGAGAAAUGGCAGUAGAACUUAGUGAAUAACACGUGUAUAAAUUCAUUGAAAAUAUAACUUCAUUUUUUUACUAAAAUUGUAAUUGAUGAUUGUUUGUUAAAUACAAGA